CUUCAGCGGAUGGAAUAUAUCGAAAUGGUACACUACACCAUUCGACGAAAAAAGCCCACUAGUGACAAUGGGGCAGUGAUAACACUUUCUCCAAUUCCUCCGCAAAACCAAGUCACGUGGAAUUUCAUACAAAGUGGCGCACCGUUUCCGUGACUAAUUCCUGCUUCAUGAAUAUACGAGGAUUGCAGCGCAGACGGUAUGACGUUCUGUUCCGAAUCAUUUGAGUUGCAGAUUGGCGAUGAAGCCUCUACUCAAAGCGUCAGCAAUCACAUUCCGCUAGACAACAGUGAGAAAGCGGGGUCAAUUGACCCCGUAUUGGACGCCAAUUCAUUAUACAGUCAACCCUUGGAUUUUCACGGCCUACCUGAUUAUGGUGGCCAUGAUACACUUUGGUCGAACCAAAGCUCUUCAAGGGAUGGCUCGUUAACCGGCACCUUUCCUUCGUCGUCGUCGGCCACCGAGGACUUUGCGGCGACUUUAGAUCCACGACAACUUUCAACAGAACACUUACAAUAUGCCCAAGAUGAGACCCCAGAUGACAGUUUCUCAGGAAGUCCAGCAAUUGUCUCUAGUGACCUGUCUAAUUCACCACGUCCCACAAAUUCUAGUGACCCGGGAAUGGCCUCAGGACUCGGGACGCUAGCCGGGCACGAAGUCAAUUGCGACCAAAGCCAUCCUCCUUCUUCCAACAGGCAGCGUGGACUCCCUAGACGGAGGAGUCGGUAUUUUGUGUCGAGGUUAGGAGAUAAAACCACCCCUGUGUAUGAUUCGAAUACGAAUGGAUUGAACCCUAUGCAACGAUGGGAGGAAUUCCCACCUGAGGAUGAGCCGGCCUCGGUCACGGCGAUUCUCAAAGCCAUGGAGGAGACAUCAUUGUUCCAUCGUACCGAUCAACCCAGGCGCGGCCGUGGUAAAUCAACAUCUCGAUCUCGUCGGUCAGUCUCUACGGUAAGCCGCGAUUCAAGCGCGUCGUCUACAGGCCGAUCAUCUGCUACCAGCUCGUCACGUAGUCGAAAGCGUCCAUCGCAACCGCGGCGGACCAGGAAUGAGCGCGAAAGCAGCAAACCACGCAUAUUCUGUUGCACUUUCUGCUGUGAUCGGUUCUGCAGCAGGUACGAAUGGGUUAGACAUGAAAAAUCGCUACAUUUGAAUCUAGAAAGCUGGUAUUGCGCACCAAAUGGACCUUCAAUCCUUUCUCUGAUCACGGGGAAGCAUUUAUGUGCCUAUUGCAAUGCGAUGGAGCCAUCCCAAGAGCACCUCUCGGGACAUAACUAUGACUCUUGUCACAGUUUUUUCAAUGAGCCUCGAUCCUUUCGUCGAAAGGACCAUCUCAUACAACAUCUCCGCCACACGCAUAAUGUGCAAGAAUUACCGCCGCUAGAUGACUGGAAAACCGAGGUAAAAAGUAUCGUGUCGAGGUGUGGUUUCUGUGAUAUGAACUUUGAUAACUGGGAUGACCGCACUUCACAUCUGGCCAAGCAUUUUCACAGAGGGUCGACAAUGAAGGACUGGAAAGGAGACCACGGGUUUGACCCUCAUAUUAGAGCGCAGCUGAAAAAUGCGUACCCACCAUAUCUUCUUGGUUGGGAGUCAGAUUGUAUAGUCCCGUUUUCUGCAACAAAUAAAGACGCGCACGACCAAUAUACACCGCUCAUGUCAGGGAACAAUGUGGCCGGGGACACCGAUUAUAUUCAAGGCGCAAACCAGGAACUCGCACCUGGUGACCUAACAGAGGAGUCAGAUAUUCCGGGGUUUUUGGACGUGUUUACACGCCAUCUAAGCCGAUACGCAAGGAAGCAGAUGGAAGUGGGCAUUGUACCUACGGAUGAAAUGUUUCAGAAGGAGGCCAGACGGGUGCUCUUCGAUAGCGAGGAUGCCUGGGACCAAACCGUCGCUGACAACCCGGACUGGCUUGCUUCGUUUCGUCAGUUGCAUAUUAAUCCUGCUGGGGACUUGGGGAAUAACGGUCCAUCUUGAUACUCCUAAAAUUGGAACCUCUGCCCCUGUUAGCGAGCAACGCAGUAUUCCAUCAGGUCUAUGACCUGUAUCUCCGGUCUACACCUGAUAGCAGUAGACGUCCGUCAAUCAUUUUAUAG
Messenger RNA from Aspergillus versicolor CBS 583.65, 2096 nucleotides. RefSeq lists its product as uncharacterized. The record is from RefSeq and is a predicted model, not a curated record. Bases 199 to 1977 code for a protein of 592 amino acids. The transcript has 2 exons. Lineage: Eukaryota; Fungi; Ascomycota; Eurotiomycetes; Eurotiales; Aspergillaceae.